AUGUCCGCGUUUGCUGCUAUACUCUCAGAUCCUACGUAUCAUGACUAUCUGGCCAUUCUCAAAGGGGCUAGAAAUGGACUAGUCUAUGGGGUCAAAGUGCGAUUCCCUCAUGCCCUUAUUAUGGCUAUCCUCUUCGGACGCGGGGACUGGAAUACUCGUAUUCGGACCAUCUUCCGAGCGACUAAACAACACGCGCUUAACCUAGCAAAAUUCGUCUCGCUGUACAAGACACUUCUGCUCGUGCAGAAGAAGGUGAAUGGGGGUGUCCAGCGCAGCGCAGACACCUUUGUCGCUGGACUUAUCAGCGGUUUUUUUGUAUUCGGUGACCGCAAUGCCGUCAACGAGCAGAUUGUUCUGUACGUCUGCUCACGAGUCGUGGCCUCCUUCAUUCCUCGCGCCGGAACCCCGUACGCCAUGAGUUCCACCGCUUCAUCCGCUGUAAAGCCUAUCCCCCCCGACGCGCGCAAGUUCUCUGUCUUUGCCGCUCUGUGCUGGGGUGCCGUUAUGUGGCUCUUCAAUGAGCGCGGCGAGACCAUCCAACCAGGGAUGUUCAAUUCCAUGGUGUACUUGUACCGGGAUUCCGAGCACUGGAACAGUCUGCGGACGCUGUUGUGGCACAACAAGUAG
This is a messenger RNA of Postia placenta MAD-698-R-SB12, 627 nucleotides long. RefSeq lists its product as hypothetical. Lineage: Eukaryota; Fungi; Basidiomycota; Agaricomycetes; Polyporales; Adustoporiaceae. The transcript is spliced from 3 exons. Bases 1 to 627 code for a protein of 208 amino acids. Gene Ontology annotation, cellular component: peroxisomal membrane. The record is from RefSeq and is a predicted model, not a curated record.